AAACCGGGCAAGCAGCCGUGAGGUGUUCAGCUGGAGCGGACGCUCUGUUUGCGCUGCUGCCUGGUCCCCACUGCUGCGCCGUGGCUGCCGGAGUGGGACCGGCGCGGCUGGACCCUCACGGGGAGAGCACGGGCGAGCGGGCGGCGGGGACGCCAUCGACCCCGUCCCCCCGCCAGAGGUCGAUGUGAAGCCAGAAGGUGCCGCAGCCCCCAGGGAAUCCUUCUCGUUUAAGAAGUCCUUCAAGCUGAGCAGGGUCCCAUUUAGGAAGAAUGAGAAAGAAGCUGGGGACUCCUCUGGGUCCUCUCCUGCGGAGGAGGAGACCAAGGCAAGCAGCAAGAGGGGGAAGGCUGUGAAGCUGAAGCCAGCAUUUGAAGAAGCUGAGGCAGAAGCAGAGCAUGGUCCCUGUCCCCACUCCCCUGGCAGCGGUGCAGGGCGGUGGGGACGAUGCGGGGCACAGCAUCCCACACCCAGCCAGCUGCGCCUGCCCUGGACCAGCAUGUGCUUCGGUGAGAUUUCCAUACCAGAGCAGAUGGGCGUGCUCCGGGAUGGCAGGAUUGUGUCUCUGCGGCACCGCUACGAACCCCGGAUUGGCAUCCUCAUUGUUAAUCAUCUUCGUUCUGAUUUCCACCGCAAGCUCAGUGUUGUGACCUGUGUGGAGUUUUUACUGGGCAGACCCCUAACACGGAGCUUGCAGCUGCGGGUGCUCAGCCGCGCCCGCGUGCAGUGCCCGGAGCGGGACCCUCCGGAGCCAUCCCGCUCUGCGGCAGCAGCGUGGGCAGCUCAGCGGCUGGCUGGGGCAGGUCCUGGUCACUCCUUGGCCUCGUGGACUGAGGGCCUGGCCGCGUCCCGUGUGGGGUCUGAGCUGGGCGCCUUUGCCUCGGAGUCGGUGACUUUCCUGGGCCUGCUGCUACGAAGGGGUGACAGCGAUCGUCCCCUGAGCCCCAGCAGCCAACAGGGCAAUGAACUGCGCUUCUCCUCCCGCGAUGGAGAAUUAAGUUUUGCCCUUUUCCGCCUAAAACAGUGCGCACCGCAGUCGUCGCGUUCCCUGCCGUCGCGGGCGGAGCGGGCGCUGCCGCGGUGGGUGCUGGUGGGUGCGGGUGGGUGCUGGUGGGUGCUGGUGGGCGCGGUGGUCUUUGGGCGGUGGAG
Messenger RNA from Opisthocomus hoazin, 1146 nucleotides. The record is from RefSeq and is a predicted model, not a curated record. Lineage: Eukaryota; Metazoa; Chordata; Aves; Opisthocomiformes; Opisthocomidae.